CGGGCUUUGCUCGGGAUGUGGGGAAGAAGAAGAUUGUCAAAUGCGGCGCGUUUCGCUAAUUGUUCAGUUACGGCUUCCAGGCCUCGGCCGAGGCGCUAUCUUGUCAAUUUGGAACAAGGACCUGUUACGCCUUGCUCUAAUCCCAAGUUGGCUUUCUCAACAAAGAUGCAUGCGAGGCAAAGGGGCAAUGUUCAGCUGUUACGCGCCUCUGUUCAGGAUGAAACAAACGCCGUGUUUGACGCCGGGUGAGCGACCUGUCGACUUGUGACGUCGGUGGAGCGCGGGCUCCUCCAACAUCGACUGUGUAUUUCUCGACGCGAUUUUCCGACCGGCCAUUUCGAGAUGCGCUUUCCGAGUACUCACUUACACGUCCAUUGAUUCCCUCCCUCUAUUCUUACCAUGGCCGGCCUCGCCGCUUCACGACACGCUCCGUUCCCGCGGCACCCGCGACGCAAUGGCGGCUACGCAGACGCGAACCUAACGGUACCACCCGCCCCAACAGGAAACGCCAACAUCCCCGUCCCCCGCUCCCCAUCACCACCACAACAACCAUCAACACAAACAACAACAACAACACCACCACCACCACCGCACCACCCCCCAACAACCACCGACGCAAAACGAGACGCCGCACGCCACGAGCUCGGCCGCUACAGCAAGAUCGUCCGGCGGCUGCAGUGGAAGCUGCCCUUCCUCGCGCAGGGCUACCGGCAGGCGGUCGACCGGGUCGGCGCCGACCCCGACGCCGUGUGCGAGGCGGAGCUCAUGUUCAAGCUCGACUUCUUCGAGUACUACAUGCUGGUCGAGCGCGCGCUGGUGCACCUGCUGGGCGUGUUCGGCGUGGACGUGCCGCGGCACGCGCACGGGCUCGGGCGUGGGCGUGGUGGUGGUGGUGGUGGUGGUUCUUGGGGCGUUGGGGGGGAGGGGGGUGGUGGUGGUGAUAAUAAGAAUAAUAACAAUAAUGGGAAAGGACUUGGGGCGAGUGUGUGGCACGGCGAGGGCAGGCACCGCUAUCAUGCCAAUGUGCUGGCCGCGCUGGACCGGGAGGAGAACCCGCUGCACGGCGCGUUGGGGACGGGGGAGGUGAGGGCGCAGCUGGGACGGGCGAAGGAUUUGCGGAACCGGUGGAAGACGGCGGCGGAUGAGCCCGAGCAUGAUCACGGCCGCGGGAGCAGGUCCCCCGCAAAGGGUGGUGCGAGCCCGGGGAGGGAGUGGCGGUCUAGGAAGGUCGCUGCGCCGCUGGACUCGUACCGGCUCGAGCACAUGCUGGAGGUCAUCUUCCAAGGGUUUGACGAGGGGUUUAGGAUCGCCGAGGAGUAUGCGAAGGGCGAGCGGGAUACGGAUAUGCUCGAGAGCGAUGGGAGAGCCAUAGAUUGGACUACCAUCGGGGAUGAGGAGGAGCAGUGGGAGUUCAUGGUGGAGGCUAUGGACUGGGAGGCGGUUUGAACCGCCCGCCUCCCUUUGGUGACCGAGGGGGCAUGUGGCUACGGCUUGGUAUGUAGAUUGCGUCGUCUAAUCGAGCAUUUUUGCCCACGGCGGCGUAUACUACGCCGCACAAGGAAACUUUACCCAUUUCUUCAC
Chaetomium fimeti is the source of this 1581-nucleotide messenger RNA. RefSeq lists its product as uncharacterized. Bases 400 to 1446 code for a protein of 348 amino acids. The transcript has a single exon. The record is from RefSeq and is a predicted model, not a curated record. Lineage: Eukaryota; Fungi; Ascomycota; Sordariomycetes; Sordariales; Chaetomiaceae.